This is a messenger RNA of Verruconis gallopava, 4043 nucleotides long. RefSeq lists its product as uncharacterized. Gene Ontology annotation, biological process: negative regulation of transcription by RNA polymerase II; positive regulation of transcription by RNA polymerase II. The coding region runs from base 1002 to 3146 and encodes 714 amino acids. Lineage: Eukaryota; Fungi; Ascomycota; Dothideomycetes; Venturiales; Sympoventuriaceae. Gene Ontology annotation, cellular component: nucleus; transcription regulator complex. The transcript is spliced from 4 exons. The record is from RefSeq and is a predicted model, not a curated record.
GUUGCAAGCCGCCCACAAAGCUCCGUCCCGCCCACGCCUGCCGGCUCUCCCAAACGCACUCGCCCGGCCACCUCGCGCUGUCUCUCACACUCACCUUCUCUUUCUUUCUCUCUCUAUACUCGACGCUCUCAUACCCAACGUCGACCCUAUCACCCCACCGCUCUCCCCGUCGCCCUCCCUUGCCUCCAUCGCCCUCCCUCUCGCGACCGUCCCGUCGCAUGCGCGCAUUUUCUUGAUCCGUCAUCGUCCGACGCCCGUCUCCGCCGUCGCCCCUCGCGGCAACGCGCAUGCGACAAGCCGUCGCUGUUCACGCCGACUGCACCCUUCUGGUCUCAGUGCCAGGAGUAGCGAGCGCUCUUGUCCGCGCUGCCGGCAGCCUGGUCGCCACGGGCGUUGUUUUUGUUGCUGUUGGUGGUCCUCAUCAUAUAGUGUGAAACCUCUGAGCGCUCGGCACCCUGAGCCCGCCUUUCCCUUCCGCUCGAAUGCGACGAUCCUCCCUGCAUAUUCCCACCACGGCGAGUAUCACCACCACCAUCGCCACCUCGUCCACAACCACAUCCACCACCGCUGCAGCCACGGCCCAUCCACGCUGCUGCGAGCGCCGGCUUUGAUCGCGCCGCCUCUGUCGGUCACCACCUGACUCUUUCCCAAUUUUUUGUUUUCGGCAGUGCCUCGCCGCCCUGUCGCGCCAACAGCCGUGGCUCGCCUAGCGCACUAGCCCUCCCCGUGCGAGCCAGUCAGCCCGCCCGACCGCACAAGCUGAGGAAGAGAUUGAUGCGUACUUCGUAUCAUACAACUUCGCCUGCCCACGCGUUGUCCACUGGCCUCCUCUGUUUCCCGGCUAGCAAGACUGGGAAGAGGAGGACGAGCUCGCGGCUCCUCAGCGGCCCUGCUGAGACCGCGCGCCACACGUCACCGGCAACCACGACGACGACGAGGACGACCAAAUCGUUAAAGAUAGACGUCGCUCGCGUCAUCUCCCUCAACCCAGUCUUAUCAAGAUGAUGACCACGUUUCCUCCGCAAGGAGGCAUGCCUCAACAUCCGGGCAUGCCUCACGGCCAACCGAUGCCCGGAGGUGUGCCUCACCCUCAGGCUAUGGCUGGACCUAUGCAGAUGCAUCCCGGCGUCUCCGCUCCCCAUGGACAGCAGGUCUCGCAGGCGCCCAUGAUGGGCAUGCAGCCUGGGAUGGUGCCGGGAGGACCCAGUGCGCAUGCCAUGUCGCACCUGGCUCCCAACGCUGGCCAGAUGAUGCAACAACCGGGAAUGCCUCCUCAAGGCAUGAACCCGCAGUUCAUGCACCUCAAUCAGCAACAGAGGAUGAUGGCCCAGCGCCAAUGGGUCAUGCAGCGACAAGCACAGAUGGGUGCCAUGCACCAACCAGGACAGCCUGGCCCCUUCAACCCACAGCAGAUCGCAGCUUUGCAUGCCAACGGCCAGAUGGCAAACCUGCCUCCACAUUUGCAGCAGCAAAUAGCAAAUACGCAGAUGUUUCAUCAGCAAUCCGCCAUGCAGGAGGCCGCACGUCAGCAACAGAUGCAGAACACGCAUGCUGCGCAGCAACAGGCACAUCAUAUUGCCAUGCAGCACGCGGCCUCGCAGAACAGCAGCCAAGGACAUCCAACAACACAACCAGGACAACCAAAUCAGCCGCCAAUGCGACCUGCCAGCGCGACGGCGGGCACCACGGGUAUGGAGGCACGACCUUCUCCUGCUGCCACAGCCGGACCUCAAAGCACUCCGCAGCCUGGAACACAGAAUAGCCAAACCCCUAGCCAAACCCCGCAACAGCCACAGACCUCUGGUCCGCAGGCAGCACAGGCGCAAACGUCCUCGAGUCAACCGCAGCCGAACCAGACGCAAACCAGCACGCAGCAGCAGGCAGCUCAGGGUCAGCCGAUGAAUCCAGGUCAGACUCGGCCAGGCCUGCCGCAGAACAUGAAUCCCCAACAGAUGCAUGCUGCGGUGUUACGGCAGCAGGCUGUCGCUGCUGCAGCGCAGGCACAGAGCAGAGCAGCUUCUGGGCAGACGUUGUUAGCAGCCUUCAACUUUGCCAGUAAGCUAGGCGCGUUCAAGGCGGGCCAGCAACAAAACGAUUUUUCGUAUUGGCAGGCGUUCGUGCAACAGCAUUUCACAGACGAUGCCAUCUUCCGCUUGGUUCUUCCCGAUCAAUUAAGCGGCGACGGGAAAACUUUCCAGGUGCACGCCGCCGGCUUGGCGCGAUACUUCUACACUCAAUUUCAGACAGACAUUGAUCAGGUCCAGCUCGUCCUCGACGGCAGUUUGGAGAAGACCUUGAGCGAAACGCACACCUUGGUCAUAGCCGACCGAUCGCGUAUGCUCUACUGGUUUCGCGACGGGACUCAGCUCGUGUGGAACGGAUUUUUCACCAUCCUAUACAACAACAACAAAAUCGAGCACCUUAACUUUGAGACGCACGAGCAUGAAACCUAUCUUCCCAGGACCAAGCUAGAAGAACUCUGCGUCCAAACAAGCCCAAACCAGAACCGAAGUCCGAAGUUGACCAAGACUAAGCAGCAGAAAGGCCAACAACCUUCUGAGCCUGCCUUCGACAUGCGACGGCUACCGUCCACGCAGAUCACUGUGUUUGGCAUUCACAAGCGUCUGCAAGCGUAUCUAGAGCUUGCCGAAACCAUGAAUGCCAUGGAGCCUCUCAUCACUUUCUCACGUGAGCGUCCGCACCUAUCUGUUCCCCAGGCUCUGUCUUUGCUCGUCGAAUCGUACAAUGCGAAUCCACCCAACUUGCCAAAUUUUCAGCAGCCCAAUUCCAGCGGUCAGAUUCAAGGCGCAUUUCCUCCAGGAGGUGUUCAGGGCUCGCGUCCACCUGGCAUGAUGCAGUCUCCUGCGCUCUCAAACUCCGGACUCCCGGUGCAGGCGAAUGGUGCUACCCCAAGCCCACAUCAGAAUAACAUGGCUCCGCCGAUGCAACCGAGUAUGAGUCAGACAAGCCAUCACAGCGGGAGUAACACAAGCCCCAACGUAGGAGGUGGGAACAAGAGGAGGCGAAGUACUGCUGCAGGUGUCAAGGGCGAAGAGGAUGUGAAUGGUGGCGCUGCACCCAAAGUCAAACAAAGUCCAAGAAUGACUAGUGGGACCAACAACAACAAGAGGAUGAAGGGAAGUUAAUCGGGAGCUGAGACAUCGCAGUCACCUUACUCCUUUCUCCCCCUCUACACACGUCAUAGGCUUCAUCCUUCUUUUGGAUGUGCCUUCCACAAUGUCACCCUCCAUCGAAACAAAAAUGCCCUUGGCAACGAAGUGCUGAAUUCGUGAUGCACCAGUCGCUGCGCAUGUGAUUUGACUUUGAGGCUCAACGAGCAGAUGCGUUGUUCGCGGAAGCCCUCAUCACAACCAUUUUAUCGCGACACGAAGCAGCAGCAGGCUCCACCUCCCAACAGGCGGGCUACCGAACCAUCAACACUUUCAGGACUACCGGACUUGCAAUUUUGGAUACUAGGUUCAAGCGACGGCGUUGGAGACACGACACAACUUGGGAGCAUUAUCAUUAUCGUCAUUUGUCAUCCUCACAUCAUCCCGAAUUUUUGGUGCAACUACGGAAGCACCGGCGGAAAUCUUUCUGUACCAUAUCUGCAUUUUGUUAUAUCCCUUGUUCGUCGACCGGCGAAGGUUUGGCAAUUGGUUCUGAUCGCGUGAGUUUCUUGAAAUCAUGAAUACAUGCUGUUUGUUCCACGGGUUUUCUGGGUGGUUGCUAUCUAAUGAAAUGGUAUUGUGGAAUGGCAUCGCUGCAGAUGACCACUCUUCCUAUUUUAUAUCGAGGGUAUUUUUUUUUUGUUAUCUUCAUAUUCCUUUAGUGGUGGGAGAAGAACGAAGACUGGUCAUUUACGGGCACACGAGCGUCGUAGAGUGAGAUGUCAGUGGCUUGCAUCGUGUAGAACGUUGCGUCGUCGCGCCAGGUCUGUCUUGUCCUUGAGGUCAACGUUCGUUCAAGAAACUUUAGCAAUACUUUUCAAUCCAAGUACUGCCCAUAUGCUGCCUUGCCAAUAAAGACAGGCUUUACCGUUG